This is a messenger RNA of Alternaria conjuncta, 216 nucleotides long. RefSeq lists its product as uncharacterized. NCBI's taxonomy places the organism in Eukaryota, Fungi, Ascomycota, Dothideomycetes, Pleosporales, Pleosporaceae. The coding region runs from base 1 to 216 and encodes 71 amino acids. The transcript is spliced from 2 exons. The record is from RefSeq and is a predicted model, not a curated record.
AUGAAGCUCACCGCCCUCCUCACCUUCCUCUGCGCGUCCACCACGCUCGCCGCUUCGAACUACGUCCUGCAAGUCGACGGCAGCAUUAAAGCCUACGACGUCGUAGAAGGCGACCUACAAGCCCGCCAGCAGUUCGAGAGCUGCUGCGCGACCAAAUUCGUGCCGCCGUGCGGCUGUGAGAAGAAGAAGAAGGACAUUGCUAACAGUGCCGUGUAG